UGAGUUAUGUAGACACAAGUUUCGUUUUGUGAGGUCGCACGGUAUCAUUUAUUCAUCUCACCCUCUUUCCUCACUCUUCCUAGAACCUCUGCUUCUCCUUCUUCUUCCUACUCUUGUAUACUAUGGAUUUUCAUUCUCUUCCCAAUUUCUUUCUUCUUCUCUCCUUCUCCACCCUCUUCCUUUCAUUUUCACACGUUCAAGCUCAAAUUACUUUCAAAUAUUGCGAUAAGAAGGCAAACUAUCCUGUGAAGGUGACUGGAAUUGAAAUAUUGCCAAAUCCUGUGGUCAGUGGUGAUCCAGCCAACUUUAAGAUCUCAGCUACUUCUGGUAAAGCUAUUCAUGGUGGAAAGGUGGUAAUUGGAGUUUCCUAUGUUGGGGUGCCUGUCCAUUCUGAAACCAUUGAUCUGUGCAAGGAAGUAUCUUGUCCCGUUGCUAAUGGAAAUUUUGUGAUUUCUCACACCCAAACACUGCCUUCAAUUACUCCACCGGGACCUUAUACUCUGAAGAUGACACUGAAGGAUGACAAUGGAGGCCAGUUAACUUGCAUCAAGUUUAAUUUUAAAAUCGUUCUCAGAUCCCUUGUGUCCGACAUGUGAAAGUAUUAUCCUCUGCAUGAUUGAUCUGGUUUACUUCUUUGCUUUGUUGUGUAUUUUAUUUACUGUAAAGUGUAUUGUGUAUCACCUUUCAAGAGUCAUAUCACGCACGACUAGGGCCAAUGUUGUCAAAUGUUUAAGUCAUAUACUAUACAUUAUACUGUGACAUGAACUCGUGAUGUACUAUUAGGUGAAUGGCGAAUCUUCCUUCUUUCCUGAA
Trifolium pratense (red clover) is the source of this 813-nucleotide messenger RNA. Its product is annotated as putative phosphatidylglycerol/phosphatidylinositol transfer protein DDB_G0282179. The transcript is spliced from 4 exons. The record is from RefSeq and is a predicted model, not a curated record. The coding region runs from base 123 to 596 and encodes 157 amino acids. Gene Ontology annotation, biological process: intracellular sterol transport. Lineage: Eukaryota; Viridiplantae; Streptophyta; Magnoliopsida; Fabales; Fabaceae. Gene Ontology annotation, molecular function: sterol binding.